Messenger RNA from Metopolophium dirhodum (rose-grain aphid), 6784 nucleotides. RefSeq lists its product as uncharacterized. Lineage: Eukaryota; Metazoa; Arthropoda; Insecta; Hemiptera; Aphididae. The transcript is spliced from 9 exons. The coding region runs from base 101 to 4282 and encodes 1393 amino acids. The record is from RefSeq and is a predicted model, not a curated record.
CGUACCAUAUUAACCUAUAUCUCUCUCGAUCGCUCUGUGUCAAUACUACACACGUAAUUAUCAUAUAACGUUUUAAUUUUUCUUGUUAAUUUAUUUUAAAAUGUUUAAAUGCGAGCAAUGUUUUUUGAAAUUCGUAUACAAGCCAAAUUUGAUCGCUCACCGAAAAACACACCUCGAAAUGUUUAAAUGUCGACAAUGUCCUUCGGAAUUCACGGUGAAACGUAGUCUAACUAGACACGAAAAAAAUCACAACGCCGAGCGUAUCCCAUGUAUUAGAUGUGGUAUUACGUUCAGUUAUAAGGCCGGUCUCAAUAAACAUUUGAAAAAUGCUCAUGGUAUUGUACAAAUCGCGCCACACGUUUUUGUACCAGACUUACAGCCUGGUACAUCAUCCGUUCGUAAAGAUUGCGUAUCAACUGCACGAGAUAAACAAAACGUCCGCUUAUCACCCAUUCGAGAUAAAGCGAGGGACGAAUUUAUGAGUAACGCGAAUGAAUGCUGGGAGGUUCUAGACGAUAUCGAUCUUUUCGGACAAAAUGAUCGCUUAUCACCAGAACGAGAUAACACGAUGGACGAAUUUUGGAGUAACGUGAAUGACGCUGAAUGCUUGGAAGUUCUAGACACCGUUGAGAAUCUCGGACUUUAUGAUUUUCAAGAUUCAUACACUACGCUCGUUAAUGGCAAACGUGUCUCCAGUGCAAAUACAACGUCGGCUGUUAGGCUAAAAAAAUUACGUUUAAAUCUCGUAAAGUCUUCAGGAUUUACACAAAUCUCUACAUCAUCAAAUCAUACAAUUACCUGGUAUUACGUGAAAAAUACCAACAAUAUUCAAAACUAUAUCUACUUUCUUGAUUCGAUUAAAUCCGAACUAAUCAAUUUACUAAAAUCAAUUGUGAGUAAAAAUCCGAUCAAGUUUAAUUUAAAGCUUGAGGCGACAUAUAAUAUACCGAAUGUGGAAUAUUCAUCGGAAAACCGUGCUUUUAAAACAUCGGCUAAGGCGAUUUUCUGUGAUACCGGAGUACAGGAAAUUGUCGAAGAGGCAUUCGCUAAAUUAAUGAAAGAGCAAGACGAGUAUACAAGCAAGGGUAGUGGUUUCACAUUACAAUGUAUAGACGGUUUAAUGUUAGGUGUGUAUAAAUAUAAACCUAUAGGCGGCUCAUCAUACAUACAACUACCAGGCGCAAUAGAAAAUAAAAAAGCUGUGAUUAAUCCGCAGAACUUAGACUCACAAUGCUUCAAAUGGGCGAUCCUAGCAAAACAUGUCACAGGAAAUAAUAAACAUCGUGUCGGUGAUAAUUAUUUUAAACACCAAGAAAAAUAUAAUUUUACAAAUCUAUCAUUUCCAACACCACUACAUCAGGUUAAAAUUUUUGAAAAAAAUAAUCCAAACGUCUCUGUCAAUGUUUACGGUAUUGAUAAACAAUUUCAACCACCGAAAUUUCCGGAAUAUAAAGUAUUUCCACUAAAAGUAGUACAUGAAGAAAAACCCGAUCACUUUGAUCUUUUACUAAUUUCAGACCAGGACGAUAACACUCACUAUAGUUACAUCUCUAAUUUUUCAAGACUCAUUAGCGCUCAAAAAACCAAACAUAAUGGGCAGUUAAUUUUCUGCAAACGGUGCUUUACAUCAUUCGAUAAACAACAAUACAAAUAUAAAUUAAACGGAGUUGCAGGACUUGAACAACAUAAAUUAAUAUGUGGGGAACACAAGCCCAUACUACCUCAGUUACCUGAACCCGGAUCAAUACUCGAGUUUACUGCAUGGGAUAAAACGCAACGUCAUCCUAUAGUAAUUUACGCGGAUUUCGAAGCAAUUCUAAAGAAAAGUGAUGAGAAAAUUGGAGAAAAAACAACAGCUUUUCAAGAACACGAGCCCAUGAGCUAUGGGUUUAUGGUUAAAGCAAAUGAAGAAAUACCAGUGGAACUGCUUGAAAAAUUCGGAAUUCCGACAUCGCCUGUAAUUUACCGUGGAAAUGAAAAUAAUAAAGACGUGGCGAGACAUUUUAUAGAUAGUAUUGUGAAUAUAGGUCAAAAAAUUGAAAAACUACUCAAAACAAACACCCCUAUAAUUUUCACUAUUGAACAGCGGAGAACACAUGAAACAUGUAAUACUUGUAAUUUAUGCAAAACCAAAUUUUCUCAUGAAAAUCAUAAAGUGGCUGAUCAUUGUCAUUUAUCAGGGAAAUUUAGACAGUCAUUAUGCAAUACGUGUAAUCUUAAACUUCAAACACCUAACUUCGUACCAGUAUUUUUUCAUAAUUUAUCAAAUUAUGAUGCACAUUUUAUUGUCACUCGUCUCGGGUAUGAUACAAACUCUAUCUCGGUAAUACCAAACAGCGAAGAAAAAUUUAUUACGUUUUCAAAAUACAUUAGCAACUUCUUCACAUUAAGAUUUAUCGACACACUAAGAUUUAUGGCCUCCAGUUUAUCAACACUUUCAAAAAAUUUAAUUACACCAGGAUUUGAAAAGUUUAGAGACAGUGCAAAACAUUUUUCUACACAAGAUUUACCACUAGUUACUCGUAAGGGGGUAUACCCGUAUGACUACACAGAUGAAUGGGAUAAGCUUGAAGAAACCAGUUUACCGGCGAAAAAAUAUUUUUACAGUACAUUGGACGAAUCACAUAUAAAACAUGAGGAUUUUGAGCAUGCAAAUACAGUUUGGAAUCAUUUCAACUGUCAAACACUCGGGGAAUACUCUGAUCUUUAUUUAAAAAUCGACGUGCUGCUGCUGACUGAUGUGUUUGAAAAUUUCCGAGAUCUCUGUAUAAGAACUUACCAUCUGGACCCAUCAUUUUACUACACAGCACCGGGAUUUAGUUUUGACUGUAUGCUGAAAUACACGGGUCAACAACUUGAACUGAUUUCGGAUUAUGAUAUUUUGUUAAUGUUCGAGAAAGGAAUUCGUGGCGGCUUGACCCAGGCGAGCAUGAGAUAUGCAAAGGCGAAUAAUGAAAAGACACCAGAUUAUGAUCCAACACAACCAAAAUCAUGGCUUGUUUAUCAGGAUUGUAACAACUUGUACGGUUACGCAAUGUCACAAUUCAUGCCAUACGGAGGAUUUAAGUGGGUUGAGCCGAAACUAGAGGGUCUAAAUGAUUUAAACGAUAGAUCACCAAUCGGGCGGAUGUAUGAGGUCGAUAUAUCAUAUCCGAAAGAACUUCACGACAAGCAUAAUGAUCUGCCAUUCCUACCGAAAAAUAGUAUUCCACCUGGUUCAAAAGUUAAAAAACUUAUGGCGACUUUAGAAUCAAAGAAAAACUAUGUGAUUCAUUAUCGGAACCUGCAGCAGGCUAUAGCCAACGGACUCGUUGUGGAAAAAGUUCACAGAGUUGUGCAGUUUAAUCAGUCGGACUGGCUUAAAAAAUACAUAGAAUUAAACACUGAGAUGCGGAAAAAAGCGAGGAACGACUUUGAAAAGGAUUUCUUCAAACUCUUAAACAAUGCCGUUUUUGGAAAAACCAUGGAAUCUUUAAGGAAACGUUUUAAAAUGGAGCUUGUUUGUAGUGAAAAACGUUUGCAAAAACUUAUAAAUCUUACUACAUUCAAACACUGUACUACGUAUGACGAAACCCUCAACGCUGUCUCAUUAGAAAACAAAAUUAUCAUGUUUAACAAGCCAAUAUAUAUAGGUUUUGCAGUGCUGGAAAUUUCCAAGACCGUCAUGUAUGAUUAUCAUUAUAACGUUAUGCAGGCUCAUUAUAGGGAUAAAAUUGAGCUCAUGUAUACUGAUACAGAUUCACUGGUAUACUAUAUUCAAACCGAUGAUUUUUACAAAGACCUGGAGAAUAAUUCCAAUUUACUCGAUCGAAUGGAUACAUCAGACUUACCACAAGAUCAUCCAUGUUACAUUGCUGAGCGAAAGAAAAUCCCUGGUUUGUUUUCCGAUGAAACAAAUUCAGAGGUUAUGACGCAUUUUUGUGGGCUCAGAGCAAAGUCUUAUUCAUAUAAGAUCAAUGGCAAGGAGAAGAUCAGGGCGAAAGGAAUCCGCGGGCAUGUAGUCAGAAACCAUAUGAAUUUCAACGAUCAUUAUCGCUGUCUGUUUGGUGAUACAACUUUGGAUGUGAUGACGGAGAAUGUCUCUAUCCGGUCGUUCAAUCAUCGAUUGAAGACUAUUAAAUCAACCAAAUUAACUUAUAAUAGUUUCGAUGACAAGAGGGUUAUACUUGAGGAUCAAAUACAUACCUUGGCUCACGGUCACUACUCUAUAGAGGACACCAGAACACUAGAGCAAGCAGAAGCCGAAUUAAUACAACUUCCGGAAGCCGAGAUAGACAGAUAGUUUUUUUUUUUUAUUUAUUAUAGAUGAUUUGUUUUUAUAUUGUAAAAUAUCACUGUAGAUAUUAUUAUUAUUUUUUUUUUUAUUUUGUAAAAUAUCUCUGUAGAUAUUAUGUGGAUAUUAUAUUUAUUAUUAUUAUUAUUAUUGAAUUGAUUCUAGUUAGGAUAGGAUAGGAUAGUAUAGGAUAGGAUAGGAUAGUAUAGUAUAAAGAAAUAACUCAUUGAUAUAAAAAAAAUAAAUAAAUAUGAUAUUUAUUUUUACAAAUUAUUUACAAACCAUUUUCUUAGGCUAAAUACUUUAUAAAAUGAACAUUGUUUAGGAUUGAAAUCCAUAUGAAAAAUACAGCAUGGUAAAGUUUCUUCAUCACAUAUUUGGUCUAGUGGAGGGCACCCCAUGUCGUCAAUAUUGAUGAUCCCGAUGUGAGGAAUAUACUCUAAAAGAAGUUGUUUUUUCUGAUCGCCUUUAACGUAUAUGAAACUGAACUUUAGUGAAUUCAGUACUCUACCUAGUUCUUCAUACUCAACAUCCCCAUAUUCCAAAGAUAGUUUGUGAUAAUUACGCUCCAACCACUUGUUAGUUUUCCGACUCUUGUUAUCCUGUAUUGAUUUUGAAUUUUUAAAAAUCCAAUGUUGAGUGGCCCAUGUUUCUACAUCUACUAUAGACAUUUCUUUUAUCAUGUAUUUAUUAUCCCUCCCGAGAAUGCAAUGGAAAUCAAUGAUGGCAGUAGACAUAAUUAUUAUUUGGACGACAGUACUUCAGGAAUUUGUUUCAACUUGUCUGUAUUUUCUUUGAUAUUUUGUAACAAUGCUUUGAUUUUUAUAAGGUGCUCUUGUAUAUCAUCACACGUUAAUUGAAGUGUUUCAACUUGUUCUUCUUGUGUUUGAAUAGACUUAUGAUUUUCCUCGAGUAAAUUUCCAAAUUUAUCUAGUCUUAUACAAUAUGAUUUGAUGGUUUGUUCGAGAUUUGUUACAAAUUUUCUCGUUUCACCAGCCUGUGAACAUCCGAACACGUUCAUACCUAGAGCUCGACUGAUGCUAUUUUCUAAUGUCACUCGUAUUUAUCCAACUAUUGUGCGUAUUAUCAAACCCUAGCCAUUUUACGAACAUCUGUUUUCCCUUCCUACGGAUAAUUUUCUCGACUAAAUAAUCGUUUGGGAGAUUGGUCUUUUGAAUUUCUUCAGAGUAGAAACAACCUAAAAUCGGGUUUCCUGUAUAAUCUUGUAGUUGAUAAGUAGUGGGGGAUGUCUUGUUUAUUUUGGUUAUUUUAAAUAUUUCUGUGGACCAGCUCGGUAGAUAACCUUUUGUAAAUACCCCUUUAUAUAUACUGAUACGGACGUUAUCACCAAUGUUAAAUUUAAUUUUUCCAUUAAGAAUCGGACGUUGCUUUAAUUUUACCGAAGAAGGAUUGUUAUCAGCCUGUCUGGGUGUCAUAGAUAUUGUUCUGUGUUUUGAAUUAUUAUAUUCAUUAAUCAUAGAUUGUAAAAUAGAAACCCAUUCAUGUGUUCCUCGUGCAGUGAACUCCCUAUACAUUUUUUCUUUAAUUGAUCUGUUAAGGCGUUCAACGAUACAGGCCUUCGUUGUACUAUACGUAGAAUAUUUAUGUAUAUUGUGUUUCUUCAUCAACGCAUCGAAUGUCGCAUUGUAAAAUUCUUUACCGUUAUCGACCUGUAAUAGUUUUGGCGAGCGCUUGAGUAGUAUUUUUGACAUUGCAUUUGAAACUUCUUUAGCCGUUUUCGACUUUAAAGGUAUAGCGAAAGAGUAUUUCGUGUAACAAUCUAUGAUAGUUAGAAAAUAUUUAUAACCUUUAUUCUUUUUAGAAUAAGGUAUCAUUUCCACCAAGUCUGCCUGCCAUAGAUCGUUUUUACCAUACACAUUAACUCUUCGCCUUGUAUAAUUUUUUCUUGCUGGUUUGUGUAGUUCGUUUGCUAUAUCGCGUUUAGACAUUUGGAAUUCGUUUUAUUAAACCCGUUUCAUACAAUUCUUCAUAAAUUGAAAGUAUUUCAUUGGAAAGCCCUGUAUUACCGGCAGCUUGUGAGGCUAAAAGAAGUCGUAACCUAUCAACCAACUCGUUUGGAUCAUUCCAAUAUACUAAAUUAUGCGCUUGUAAUUUCACACCCGAACCCGAGGUGAAUAGCUUGCUAAUAAUUUGCUCAUACUUUGUACCACCCUUCCUAAUUUUUGUCCCGUCCUGUGUUAAAUGUGCCGAAGUAUGAAUCAGUAUUUCUUUAUACGUAUUUAAGUCAUUAGCGGAGUAUUGCAUUGGAUAUCUGGAGCACAAUAACUCGCUAAGCCCCUGUGUCAGUGGAUAAGAGUUUUCUCUCACAACUAUUGCACCGUUUUUAAAUUGUAUUACUUCUGUACCUAAUUUGAUAAUGCCAUUAGAAUAUUUUUUUGGGCCAUAUACUUUAUCUUUUUCUUGGUCUUCUAAUUUACGAAAAUUUGUAAACCGGUUGUCGGAUGCGUUGGAAACCAUAUCAUUAUCGACUUUGGAAGUCUGUAAUUUGUU